This is a messenger RNA of Chenopodium quinoa (quinoa), 1458 nucleotides long. RefSeq lists its product as uncharacterized. NCBI's taxonomy places the organism in Eukaryota, Viridiplantae, Streptophyta, Magnoliopsida, Caryophyllales, Amaranthaceae. Bases 283 to 1458 code for a protein of 391 amino acids. The transcript is spliced from 5 exons. The record is from RefSeq and is a predicted model, not a curated record.
AAAAAAAAUACAAGAAGUACCAUCAGAUGAACCAUCUCAAGAUCCUACUGAUGAAAGUUCUACUGACAGUGAUGAUGAUAGUGAAGAGUCAGUUUACAAAGCAGAAGUAGAGCCUGUCAGUGAGGAUGAUGAUGAGGUGGAGGAAGAGGAGGAAGAGGAAGAAGUAAAGCCAAAGAAGAAACAGGCAAAGAAAGGGAAUUCAGUGAAGCCAAAGGCUGAAAAGGGGGAGCAAAAGAUGGUACUGUAUGAUGAAGGAAAGAUUGAAGGUAGGAAAAAAAGAAAAUGAAAACUGAAAUUGUUCAAGCAAUGGAAACUGAUGAAGUUGAGGAAAUACAGGAAGAUGAAUUUGAGGAAGAGAAAUCUUCAAAGAGAAGAGGACAUGUGAAGUUCAUUGCAUGGAUAAAAAAGAUGACACCUACCCAAAAACAACAAGUUGUUGAUAUAGGGUUAGGAUCACUUCUUGACAUUAGUUUACCUCAACUUGAUCAAAAGUUCUGUAAUUGGUUAUUGGGAAGUUUUGAAGAGAAUAGCCAGUGUUUUGAACUACCAAAGAAUGAAAAAAUAGAAAUUGAGGUAGAGGAUGUGAGGGUAGUUUAUGGCUUGCCUACAGGAGAAAUUCCAACUGUUGAGCCAAAGUCUGAUAAAAUUAGUGAGGAGUAUGCAGAAUUUCUGAAGAAAUGGAGAAAAUCAUGGUCAGGAAAAACUCCAUCAGUGAGUCAGAUUGUGAAUGGAUACAUAAAUGAUAAAUUCACCAACAACAGACCACCAAGUGAACAUUUCAUUACUAACUUUUUAGCAGUGGCUGUGAACUGCAUGAUGAAAUGUGUAUCAAACAAUCAAUGCCAUUUCAAAUUUCUUUAUUCUAUAAUGGACAGAAAAAAUAAAAAAUUUGAAUUGUUGUUCUAUUUUUAUAGGGUUCAGAGGUUAGACAAAAGGCCUCCAAGAACAUUUCCUAUCAUAUCUGCAUGGAAUAAAGACAUGGUUCUUGAGAGGUUGAAGAUUGAAUUAGAAUUGGGAUUUGGGAGAGGAAAAAUUCUGCCAAGGAUUGCUGCAGAAGUUGAAGAAAGUCCCGAGGUUUUCAUGGAUGAUUUUGUUUCCCUUGUAAACACGACUUGUUCAAACGUGUCAAAGCUUUCUUCAAAAUUGGUGAAGACAAAGGACAUCUUCCCUGGAAAUGACUUGGUGAAAAAAGUUGAUGAAGUGUUAGGAAAGGUGGUAGCUAGGGAACCAUCAAUUCUAAGCCAAGAUGAAGAAUUCUUUGGCAGUGAGGAUUUCCUAAAUGCACUUGCACAAGCUGAGAAGAAUCUGAUGCAAGGGUCUGAAAAGCAAACAACUGAGAAGCAAAUGACUGGGAAGAAAUUAACCAAAAAAGGAAAGGAAAAAGAACAAGAAUAUGACAUCAGAAAAGCUUUCAGCUUUGGGUUGACUCCACCUUCUCCAGCCAAUGGUAAAUUCUAA